This is a messenger RNA of Leopardus geoffroyi (Geoffroy's cat), 4276 nucleotides long. RefSeq names its product chromosome C1 C1orf52 homolog (gene CC1H1orf52). The transcript is spliced from 3 exons. Bases 47 to 595 code for a protein of 182 amino acids. The record is from RefSeq and is a predicted model, not a curated record. NCBI's taxonomy places the organism in Eukaryota, Metazoa, Chordata, Mammalia, Carnivora, Felidae.
AGCUUCCGGUUUCCGGCGGAGCCCACAGUCGUCGCUCGCAGCCGUCAUGGCGGCCGAGGAGAAAGACCCCCUGAGCUAUUUCGCGGCUUAUGGGAGCAGCAGCUCAGGCUCCUCGGGUGAGGAGGAUAACAGCGAGCCGGAGGAAACAAGUCGCAGGGCCCCAGAUCCUGCUAAGUCGGCGGGAGGCUGUGGGAACAAGGAGGAGAAGAGGCUGCCGGGACCCGACGAACUAUUCCGGAGCGUGACUCGCCCGGCCUUUCUCUACAAUCCGCUCAACAAACAGAUAGACUGGGAGAGGCACGUCGUUAAGGCGCCUGAGGAGCCUCCAAAGGAAUUCAAAAUAUGGAAGUCAAACUAUGUACCACCUCCGGAGACCUACACUACUGAGAAGAAACCUCCCCCUCCAGAGCUGGAUAUGGCAAUAAAAUGGUCUAACAUAUAUGAGGACAAUGGUGAUGAUGCCCCACAGAACGCUAAGAAAGCUAGGCUCCUGCCUGAAGGGGAGGAGACAGUGGAAUCAGAUGAUGAAAAAGAUGAGCAUACUUCUAAAAAGCGCAAAGUAGAACCAGGAGAACCGACAAAGAAGAAAAAGUAGAAAAUGACAAAUCACAAGAAUUUCUGGACUGCGAAACUUGUUGAAACGGUUUUUUUGGGGCAGAUUAAGUUGAUAUUUUAAAUUAUUAUGAAACAACAUCUCCAUGAAAGUACAUGUUAAUUAAUAAGUAUUGCUAUGGGAACUUUCCACUGUAGAAUUCAUUUUUUUAUUUAAAACUUUAUUUAAAACUCAAGUGGUUAUUUGUGAUUGUGAAAUUGACAACACUUGGAAGCAUUCUUGCUAUCACAGAGUUGGUGACAUACUUUGAAAGUUGUGUCACAUGUCGACAUGCCAAUGUUCUAUGAACCUUUUAUAAAGGAAUAUAUUUUUAAAGUAAAUAUAUUGUAAUGUACUGUGAACUUGUAGGGUGCUUUUCAACAGUGUUUGUACAGUGUAAAUAGAUCAUGGAAAUAAAAUUACUUAUUCAAUAUUGCUAUUAUUGCAUAACAUUAACAUUUGAAUAUUUGUCCGUGACAAGUAACCUCUUUGCCACAUGGUGUUUUAAUAGUAGGUAUUACCAUUUAGGGAGUGCCUCUUGUGUUCCAGGUGCUUCGUGGGUGCUUUUUCUCUGCUCUUCAGACAGCCUGGUAAAGCAGAGAUUAGUGGCUUCAUUUUGUAAUAGAGAUUAAUUUAUUCAAGUUUCCAUAGCGAGUGAGCAAUGAUUUUGUGAUUUAACUCAGGAUACUUGACUUCCAAAAUCAUCAAAUUAAGCCACCUACCCACCACUCAAAAUUUAGUUGUCUUCUAAAGGAAUUGCACUUGUCCUCUCUUCUAGGUACUCUCUGUGGUAAGUAGGGAGAUCUUCCUCUUCCCUGAUUGUAUUACUGCACCUUAUCAUGUAAGUCUUAUGUGAUGGUUUUUCCUUAAUUUCCCUGUUAAAUAGUUUGCUGAAGAUAAGGAUUCUGCAUAAAGAAUUGCCAGAUGUAGCAAACAAAAAUACAGGAUACCCAGUUAAAUUUGAAUUUUAUAGUAACAACAUGUUUUUGUAUGUGUAAUAUUUGGGACAGCUUACACUAAAACUUUAUCUGAAACUCAGAUUUAACUGAGUAUCUUGUGCAUUAUCUGGCAACACUACUUCUAUUGCAUCAUCUUUACAUGGUUCCUAUUUCAAUGCUUUGCAUAUAGUAAUAAACAAGAAAGCAAGGGGUGGUCGAGAAAUGAAUAAUCUUUGAUUUUACUUCUACAGUCCAAAAUGCAGUGCCCUUAUUUGUAGCAUUUUAAACUAUAAAAAGGAGAGGUUAUACAUUGUAUCAGUCAUUUCAUGAUUCGUAAUGCCUUUAAGAGACAAGACUUAAUUACAGGACCUGCACAUUCAGUGUAUGAGAAAAAGACUUUGGUCUUUGAGUUAAAAAAAAAAAAAAUCCCCAGUCCAGUUGUUUUUCUCAAUACUGGAAACCAAUAUUUGAAAAGCUGUAAAAUUCGUUUAGUUAGAACAUGGAUUAAGUAGACUAAAAUUUGUAAAAGUCAUUAAAAAAUACGAUGCUAGCCAUGGUGUUUUGUGGAAUGAGGAAGGAACACAACAGUAUGAUGGCUUCAGUAGAUCUCAGACUUAAAAAAAACUAAUUGUGUAGCUGCUUAUCCUCUAGGUUUAUAGCUAUAUGAUUCCCAAAAUUGAAGUAAUUUGUAAAGCAAGAAGUUUUUAGUUUAAAGCCUUUGUAUGUGAAUAAUAUGGAGGGCUAUGGUAUCAUAUUAAGGAAUGGCAUCAAGUGAUAAAGCAUGACUCCAGUAUGACACCAAACUAAACAAAUAGAAUUAUAAUUCUGAGGCUGUGAUUCCCAGAUCUGGAGAAGUCUGUAGUCUGGAUACAUGUGUUAGUAGAGCAGAUAUCUCAAGAAGCUACCGAAAUACAAGAUUUAAAAACUAGCAUGAAGGCACACCUCAUACAAAAACAAAACAAAACCAGCAAACCACUGUCUGGAAAUCUGACCUCUUUAUCACCCAUUGGUUCAACUCCCAGCUCUCGUUGAUUUGUUUAUGACAACAAAAGCUCAUUAGAUCAGUCCCUACUGGUGCUUUGAGCUCCCCUUCUAGAAGAUAACCGAAUUGGGGUGGCGGGGAGGAAUAAAUACCACUUUAUUAGAAGAGGGAUUGAUACUUUAGACAGGACAGGUAGUGGCUACACUUGUGAGAUCAUUACGUAACCGGCUGGGAGAUGUAUACGUAUGUGAGUACAGGUCAAGGUAGUUCUAAUUUAGGAAGAAGGAGGCUAAAUAUUUUUGAGCAGUCUGAAUCUGCCGUAUGUGUUUCAUUGGGUUUCUUUUCAGAAUAUGGCCAAAAACAAAAGGGGAAAGGGAUCUCUAUCCAAGUUGUUUCUUUUUUUAGAGAAUCAAGUCACUUAAUAUUCCUGAUUGUUUCCUUAUCUUUAAGGAAGUGAAGCCACAUCAGGCAUAAAUGGCUUUCUUUUGUGCAAGGAUAAAAUUUGAGAAGAACUAAGCAUUUGUGGGUCAUAUUUUGAAAUUCAAUGUGUGAAUAGCAUUAUGGAGUUAUGUGGAAAACAUUCUAACUGGAAUCGAGGAACAUUACUGAGAAAAAUUGACACUGCUUUUUAACCAUUAAAAUACAAAUAUUACUGGAACUUAUUUGCAAACUUGCAACUUCCUAGUUUAAACCGUUAAUGCUGUGUAGUGCUUUUGAGUUCACAAAGUUGAAUCACAUAGCACUUUAUUUUCCAAAAACCUAAUGAGGUAGGUUUUAUCAUUUCCAAAUUACGGAAAUUGAAAAAACAGACCCAGCCAGCUAUAGCAAUAUACCCACAACUAUGCUUAGCUUCAGGAUCUGCAAUCCCAUUCCAUGUAAGGUUUAUGGAGUACCUCUUGGUGUAAAGCAUUGUGUUAGGAACAAAGGGUCCAUCUUUAAGCAAAGUCACGUUGGUAGCCAUUAGGAAGAAGGACAUGCAGGGACUGAGUCUGACCAGCUGAGCAGUUCAGUAGAGCAGUAAGGACCUGCUUGAACUAAGGCGUCGGGAGAAGAGACAGGGAUAUGAGGAAUAAUACUGCUCAGCUGGAUAUAAAGGCAGAGUGAAAUUUUCUUUUAUUGCCAACUCUACAUAUAUUUAAUUAAAAUAUAAAUGGGCUUGAACAUGACCUACAUAUAAAACAUGUUGCCACACCAGACACAAAGCCCUACUAGAGAUAUUUUUAAAAUAUAGUUAUUUUUACAGGUAUCUGAAUAAACUCAGCAACGUUGAAUAAGUCAAAUUUUUGACUAAUUAAAACCAUAGCUGGACUUUAAAAUAUGUCAUUGGUGGUAUUUUGGAUGUUCGUGUUUUUGUGUCCAUAUUGAACUGCUCUAUUUUACCACUCCAUUAUCACUUAGUACAGAAGUUCCAGGCAUUCUUAGAAAAAAAAAAGUGGUAAAUUCCCAGCAAGUGUUUUGGACUUUUCAUUGAAUUCUAAAGCUUUCUCUUUUUUCUUUACACAGUUUUCCCAAUAUGAAACAUGGCAUUGCAUUGUAAUGGAAAAACAAAGAAAAAAGAUACCAAGAAGCAUUUGUAUGUAUAGUCCACAGAAGAGGGACUCUGCCUGUUCUGUCAUUGACUAGAACAAUGCCUGGCACAUAGAAGGCACUCGAUAUAACUCCUAAUUGGUGAUGGUGAACUGAAUUUUCCCCCUCUGGUUUAGGGGUGAUCCUCCAGAGGCUGUGUUUCCAGUUAUAUAGGCCAAUAAAUCUUAACAACUUAAA